AUGAUUGAUAGUGAGGCGAGUAGGCAUCUGGUUCAAUGCAGACGAACACUUAUUACAGGAGUGUAUUUGGAAAAGAUGUUGAAACAAAGUGAUGUGAACAUAUGGAUGCAAAACAUACGCCUCUCAUUAAUCAGUAUUCCAAUAAGUGCCGUUUCGGUUCUUCUCAAUGAUCACAAUCGAAUUGCUGAAGGGAAUACGUUCCGCGGAUUCGAUACUCUUGUAUGGAUAUUGACGUUCACCAACUCACUUGGUGGAUUGCUGAUAUCAAUUGUUAUCAAAUACGCUGAUAAUAUACUCAAAGCUUAUGCACAGAGCGCCGCAAUAAUCGGUGCAGCGAUUGGUUCGUGGAUAUUGUUUGAUUUCGUUCCCAAUCUGAUGUUCACACUGGGCGCGGGUACUGUUUUGCUAUCGGUCUAUAUCUACAGCGCAUAUCCCUUCAAUGGCUAUGAACGACAAAUUCAUGUACAUUCAUCGAUACCGAAGAAAAAUAUUGAAGGCAAUGUCGAAAGUCGUUCAGCGAAUAAUGGCUGA
Anisakis simplex (herring worm) is the source of this 531-nucleotide messenger RNA. The record is from the annotation of a GenBank genome assembly. NCBI's taxonomy places the organism in Eukaryota, Metazoa, Nematoda, Chromadorea, Rhabditida, Anisakidae.